Messenger RNA from Zootoca vivipara (common lizard), 1752 nucleotides. RefSeq names its product translocase of outer mitochondrial membrane 40 (gene TOMM40). Gene Ontology annotation, molecular function: transmembrane protein transporter activity. Gene Ontology annotation, biological process: protein import into mitochondrial matrix. Gene Ontology annotation, cellular component: mitochondrial outer membrane. NCBI's taxonomy places the organism in Eukaryota, Metazoa, Chordata, Lepidosauria, Squamata, Lacertidae. The record is from RefSeq and is a predicted model, not a curated record.
CACCCCACUGCCUGCUUCGAGGAUCUCCCUCGGCCUAAGCCACCGGUUCCCGCUUUCAUGGGAAUGGCCGCAGCUCGUCGGCAGAGCAUGUGGUUUCCGCGUAGGAGGUCCCAGAUUCAGGCUGCAGCAACCCCCCUCCCCCCAGGUAUAAACCUCCUGCCUCAAACUCCAGAGCCCCUGGUGGUGCAUCAGCCUGGAAUAUAAAAGAGAAUUCUGAAUUGGCCAAAGCCUCAUCGCAGGACCACCUGGAAGUGCCCUCGAGCACCAGUAGUGAUCUGGCGAGUGCUUACUAAUAGAGUAUCUGCUUUGGAUGGCGAAGGGCACAGGUUCAGUCUCCCGGAAACUCUAGGUAGGACUGGGAGAGAUUCCCACAUCCCCUGGCUGAAAACUUGGAGAUCUGUUGCCAGCUUUGUGGUGCAUCAGCCUGGAAUAUGAUAGAGGGUAGGACUCUGAAUUUACGCACGUUUCAUUGCAUGGUUGCCUGGAAGUUCUCACCACCUCACCACAGGUGAUCCGAUGAGCGGAUUACCCAGUGGUUAGAGUAUCUGCUUUGGAUGUGGAAGGGGACAAGUUCAGUCUCCUGGCAACUGCAGCUCCUCGCCAUGGGUAAUGUCCUGGCUGCCAGCUCCCCAGCGCCCCCUGCUGCCGUGCCAGGGCCGGGUUCUGGCCUCGUAUCGGUUCCACCGGGAUUCUCCAUGCCCCCUGUCAGCGGGCUGGUUCCCCCAGCAGCAGAUCGUGCCACAGAAGACAAGUGUGACCAGCUUCCCAACCCAGGCACCUUCGAGGAGUGUCACCGCAAAUGCAAAGAAUUAUUCCCCAUCCAGAUGGAGGGCGUGAAAUUGACAGUGAACAAAGGUCUCAGCAACCACUUCCAGGUCAAUCACACGGUGGCUCUCAGUACGGUUGGUGACUCCAAUUACCACUUUGGGGUGACCUACGUAGGGACAAAGCAGCUGAGCCCCACAGAGGCCUUCCCCGUUCUGGUGGGAGACAUGGACAACAGUGGCAGCCUCAAUGCACAGAUCAUUCACCAACUCACAAACAAAGUUCGCUCCAAGGUGGCCUUCCAGACGCAGCAAUCAAAAUUCGUGAACUGGCAGGUGGAUGGGGAAUUCCGGGGCGCAGACUUCACUGCAGCCGUCACGCUAGGGAACCCCGAUAUCUUAGUGGGUUCAGGGAUCCUGGUGGCGCAUUACCUACAGAGCAUCACACCGUGCCUGGCGCUGGGUGGGGAGCUGGUAUACCAUCGCCGCCCGGGAGAGGAGGGAACCGUCAUGUCACUUGCUGGGAAGUAUACAGCACCUAACUGGAUUGGGACUCUGACGGUAGGGCAGGCCGGAGCACACGCCACGUAUUACCACAAAGCCAGUGAUCAGCUGCAAGUGGGGGUGGAGUUUGAAGCCAGCACCCGCAUGCAGGACACGAGCGUGACAUUUGGCUACCAGCUGGACCUCCCCAAAGCCAACCUACUUUUCAGAGGCUCCGUCGACAGCAACUGGAUCGUAGGAGCAGCCCUGGAGAAGAAGCUCCUCCCUCUGCCCCUCACGCUGGCGAUGGGCGCCUUCCUCAACCACCGCAAGAACAAAUUCCAGUGCGGUUUUGGCCUGACCAUUGGCUAAGCCCGCCAGCCCUUCCUCCUCCUCCUCCUCUUCCUCCUCCAACCCCCACUGAUUCAGUGCAGCUCGCACCCCCUUUGCCCCGCCACCUGCAUCCUCCUUCGGCUAGCGGUCGCCUCCAUGGGGUGGGCGUGGG